Gilbertella persicaria is the source of this 1884-nucleotide messenger RNA. Its product is annotated as Lecithin:cholesterol acyltransferase-domain-containing protein. Gene Ontology annotation, biological process: lipid metabolic process. The record is from RefSeq and is a predicted model, not a curated record. Gene Ontology annotation, cellular component: cytoplasm. The transcript has 7 exons. NCBI's taxonomy places the organism in Eukaryota, Fungi, Mucoromycota, Mucoromycetes, Mucorales, Choanephoraceae. The coding region runs from base 1 to 1884 and encodes 627 amino acids.
AUGUCAACUUUGACGAAGAGGAAAAACAACCCAAAGCCUCGCCGUCCUCCUGCCCGAGAAUUACCCGAGGAUAUUAUGGCAGAGGCUCGAUCAAUGAUUUUCAAGGUCAAAAAACCAUUUUAUAGACGUAAGAGGUUCAAUUUCAUCGUAGGUGUUUCGGUAGGGUUGUUAGCCAUGUAUGCAGCCUCAACCACACCUGCUGCACAGACAUCUUUAAACACCUUACAUGACUAUUUAUUGUUGCAAUUGGCGGAUAUCGAUCUGGCAAACAUUUUGCCACAAUCAGAGAUGGUGGAUGAAUUUCUGGGCAAUUUUACGAACUUUAUCAAGCCUACUCCUGCCACAGAGAUUUCCUUUAUGCCAGCCGCUGACUACAAAGAACAACUUGAUUUGAAGCCUCACUUUCCCGUUGUCAUGAUUCCUGCCAUGAUUCGCUCUGUCUUGUUGGACAAGGAAAGCUGGACAGAGCAUAUUAUGCUGGACCCUAUUACCGGUUUAGAUCCUCCUGACUACAAGGUCAGAGCAGUUCACGGUGUAGAAGCUGCAGACUACUUUAUUACAGGUUAUUGGGUAUGGGCUAAAGUAAUUGAGAAUUUGGCAACAAUUGGCUAUGACACGAAUACGAUGCACUUUGCUUCUUAUGACUGGCGUCUUUCAUUUGCUAAUCUUGAAGUACGAGAUCUUUACUAUUCUCAUCUAAAAAACACCAUUGAACUGUCCAAGAAAUCUUCAGGUGGUCGUAAAUCUGUUGUGGUGACACACUCAAUGGGUAGUACAAUGUUCCCUUAUUUCUUAAAAUGGGUUGAAAGCGAACAAGGCGGCAAAGGUGGACCCAAUUGGGUCAAUAAUCACAUUGAAUCCUUUGUCAACAUUGCAGGUCCUUUAAUGGGUGUACCUAAAGCAGUCACCUCUCUCUUGUCUGGUGAAACAAGAGACACAAUGGCGCUAGGCAGCUUCGGCGCAUAUGUCCUUGAAAAGUUCUUUUCUCGCCGUGAAAGAACAAAACUGAUGCGUUCCUGGUUUGGCGGGUCUUCCAUGCUACCCAAGGGUGGCAGUGCUGUUUGGGGUAGUCAAGAAAGUGCACCCGAUGAUGAAAUGAAUGAAGAAUACAUGUCAUUUGGUAAUAUGAUUUCGUUUGUUCCUCGCCCUGAAGGCAUGGAUGAGAAUUCAACCGAGAUCCCUAGCUCAUUGCAUGACCCUUUGAUCAGGAAUUACACUGUAACUGGUGCUAUUGACUUGCUCUUAUUGAAUGCGGAUGAUGCAUAUGGUCGACACUUACAUGCAAACUAUUCUUUUGGUCUCACAACAGAUAAAAAGCAAUUGGCUGACAAUGACAAUGACCCUACAAAAUGGUCUAAUCCUUUAGAAUCUCGAUUACCUAAUGCUCCUGAUAUGAAAAUUUAUUGUUUCUAUGGCGUUGGUGUAUCCACAGAACGUAGUUACUUCUAUGCUGUUGCAGACGAUACAUUAGAAGAAGAUUGCUUUGAUCAUAUCAAUGGUACUGGCUGUACUUGUAAAUCAGCACUUACUUCUGAACCUACGUAUCCUGUUCCUAAAGCACCUAACUUGUAUAUUGAUGCCAGUGUCAGUGACCCCGUACAGCGUAUUGAGACAGGGAUUCGGUUUUCAGACGGAGAUGGUACAGUUCCUCUUUUGUCUUUAGGCUAUAUGUGUGCUCCUUCAGGAGGUUGGACCAAGUACGCCGACCUGUAUAAUCCAGGUCAUAGUCCUGUCAUUCUUCGUGAAUAUCAACACGAAAUCAGUCCUAGUAAGUUAGAUGUACGUGGUGGUUAUAAAGCAAGUGAUCAUAUUGAUAUUCUUGGCAAUUGGGAAAUGACUGUAAGUAAUGUAACCUGUCGGAGGAGUUUUUACUUAAGCAUGUAA